Messenger RNA from Megalops cyprinoides (Indo-Pacific tarpon), 918 nucleotides. RefSeq names its product retinal homeobox gene 3 (gene rax). The transcript has 3 exons. Gene Ontology annotation, molecular function: DNA-binding transcription factor activity, RNA polymerase II-specific; RNA polymerase II cis-regulatory region sequence-specific DNA binding. Gene Ontology annotation, biological process: positive regulation of transcription by RNA polymerase II. The record is from RefSeq and is a predicted model, not a curated record. Lineage: Eukaryota; Metazoa; Chordata; Actinopteri; Elopiformes; Megalopidae. Bases 1 to 918 code for a protein of 305 amino acids.
AUGCGGUUUCUCGGGUCAAUAUCCGAAGAGAUGGAAGAGCAUCUUUCACCCUCCGGACAUAUAGUUCGCAGCCCCGGGAAUCCAUCCAAGAUUCACAGCAUCGAAGCGAUUUUGGGAUUUAAAGACGAAAACGUUUUUCAUCCGUCGUUUUCUUCCAAUGUGUCAGCGAGACUUGGCAAAGAAACCGAGAAGAAAAGAAAUUCCAACAAGAUGCCGACCCUGAAAAAAGAGCAUGACUCUGAAAGUUUUGAAACAAGCGUAUGUUACACUCGAAGCUCUGGGGCUCCGAUGAGCCCUGCUUUACUCGAGGGGGAAAGCAGGUUGUCCGACGAGGAGAAUCCGAAGAAAAAACACCGGCGAAACAGAACGACAUUCACAACCUUCCAGUUGCAUGAGCUGGAAAGGGCUUUCGAAAAAUCGCACUAUCCUGACGUGUACAGCAGAGAAGAACUCGCUCUGAAGGUCAAUCUCCCAGAAGUCCGAGUACAGGUGUGGUUCCAGAACCGGAGAGCCAAGUGGAGGAGACAGGAGAAGCUGGAGGUGAGCUCCAUGAAGCUGCAGGACUCGCCAGUGCUCACCUUCAACCGCUCGCCGCAGCAGUCCUUCAACAGCAACCUGCCGCUGGAGCCGUGGCUGAGCCCCCCCAUGUCGACCUCCACCUCUCUGCAGUCCCUCCCGGGCUUCAUCAGCCCACCCCAGGGGCUCUCCAGCAGCUACACCCCCCCGCCCUUCCUCAACUCCCCCUCCAUCGGACACAGCCUGCCGCACAUAGGCACCAUGUGCCCUCCGCCCCCUUACCAGUGCGCGAGCUUCAUGGACAAGUUUUCCCUGGAGGAGUCGGACCCCCGGAACUCCAGCAUUGCGUCUCUGAGGAUGAAGGCCAAGGAGCACAUCCAGUCCAUCGGGAAGACGUGGUAG